CUUUGUUUGGAUGAACUUGUAGACUUGUAGAGUUGAAAUAUAUAAUCAUCCUUGUUUCAUUGUAUAUCUCCAGAAUUCGUAGUGAUCCUACAGUCAGAGCACCAUGAAUAACAGAAAGAAACUACGCAGUACUAGCGGUUCUUGGAGCGUGAAGAAGCUCCGGAUCGUGCUUCUGGCGGGCCCCCGCCGCAGGCUGAAAAGGCCAAAAACAGCCGAAGUGAUGACACAACCUGCGGAGCAACCAACCAAGCAGCGGCAAGUGACAGCGACGGGGGGACUAAAGGGACAUCAACAAACGGAAAAUCGUUCAGAAACGGAUUGGAAACAAGUCGCCCUGGACCUGUUAGAAGGACAGAGGCAACUGGAGGAACCUUCGACACAGACAGUGUCGACCCCAGUGCCUCGUCCCACUUUACCUGACAGAUCCACAGAUUGGGACGAUUUGUUCGAGCGACAACAUCGAUGGGACGUGUACACUGAGAUUACAUCGAAACCCUUUGACCCCCGCUGUAGUCUCCGAAUGGUCGACUUCUUCGUGAAGCAAUUUGAUACCAUGCGGUCACUUAUGUUACCAAUCACAGAAAUGAAGAUGGUGUCCGACUUGAUGGAACUCUUUCCAAGGGCAGUCUGGAUUCCGUGGUGCUUACUUGAUCGGAAGGAGAGAACGCUUCAGAGGGCUCAAAAAUAUUUGCUUGACAUUAAUCCCUGUAUACCUCGAGAUGACGCUGAGAGGUCGUCCUCCAGCACCCAAGUUUCUACACCCGCUGUUUCACCGUUGCCGACGUUCAAUCCGUUCUCCAUUCCUCCACCCAACUUGUUGGGAAACGUCAGUUGGACGUACUAAUCAGGUGAACAUGUUCCUCCAACAUGUCGAAACACUUAAAUUUUCCACCACCCUUCAACAAUAGUUAUUCACCCAUAUUUUGCUAAGUAGAGGAAAGGAACGUUGAAAGCCGUGUCAGUUACAUUAACAAUAUGGUGAACUGGUGGGUGGGUUUGUUUUGUAUUAUUAUGCAGGUAUACAUGCCUGGUCUAAAUUUGAAUUUUGAAUAUUUUGCUCUUAAAAUGGGGGCUUAAAACGAAAUGUAUAUAUGUUAAAACCACCUUACAUUGAUUUUGGCUGUAUUUAACACGUGUCUGUUGCGUUUGCUUGAAAUGUAUUUGAUUUUUUUCUGAUGUCAGGUAUCCAAUCGACAAUGGGAACAUUACGAAUUCAUUGGUUUAAUUAAUAACUUUUAAAAUUCUUCAUUUUCUAAUGAAAGUCGACAAAUUAUACAGUAACGAAAUUUUGCUUCCUUCAAAUUUUAAUUGUUUAUUUUGUUAUUCUAAAUUUGGGGAAUAUAGAAUUCAAAGUUGAUUGGGAUAAGUACACAAAGACGCGGAGCAGAAGAGGGGUGGACGAUUCCGAAUUUAGUUGGUAUUUUUCUUGUGUAUUUAUUUAGCUAAGGACUUCGCGAAUCUGUUUUGUAUUUUAAAUGUUUGUUUAUAGACUUGU
Messenger RNA from Zophobas morio, 1495 nucleotides. RefSeq lists its product as uncharacterized. The transcript has 2 exons. Bases 104 to 844 code for a protein of 246 amino acids. NCBI's taxonomy places the organism in Eukaryota, Metazoa, Arthropoda, Insecta, Coleoptera, Tenebrionidae. The record is from RefSeq and is a predicted model, not a curated record.